AUGGAGUUACGGCGCUCUUCUAGGUUUCUGCUGCUGCUACUGUUGUGUAUGGGUUGCUGCUGCUGCUGUCCUUGCGAGGCAUUUGCUUCUCGGUUGCAGCAGCAGCAGCAGCCACAUUGGAGAGGCUGGAGCGCUCCUGCCGCAGCGCCACUGGGGUGGGCUCCUACCCCAGCAGCAGCAGCAAAGGCAGCAGCAGCAGCAAAGAGUUCCCCUCGAAGGCAUCGCCGUCUCUUCCUCGCGUCACCAGCAUCAGCAGCAACAGCAGCAGCAGCAACAGCAGCAGCAACAACAACAGAUGCUGCUGCAGUGGAUUUGUCUGCUGCAGCAUCAACCCAACCAGAAGAGGUCUCAAGCACCGUGCAGCUGCCUUCAGCCUUAGACACCGAUGCAGCAGCAGCAGCUGUUGCUGCUGAAGAUGCAGCAGCGGCAGCAGCAGCAGCAGCAGCAGCAAAGGCAGCAGAGGACGCGAGGACCCCCUUUGUGUUGGAUUCAUCUGUCUUCAGGGGCGCCAGCGCCUUUGCAGCAAAACCUCUCGGCGACCAAACUAUUAUGCGCGCCUAUGAUAGGUCUUUAGCUCUUUCCUUUAAGGAGCCUUCUCUGGGUGAAUCCCCACUGGAGACGCCCCCUUCCGAUCCCGUAGACUUCCUUAUGGCCACGGCAGGAGCGGCUGCUACCUCCACUACUACAGCAGCAGCAGCUGCUGCUCCCCCCCCUGCUGCAGCUGCUGCUGAUGCUGCUGCUGCUGAUCUUCAGGUGUUUGGGGGCCUCGACUACGAGACGUACUUCGGUCCUGGCGUUCGCUAUGAGCCUAUCAAUGGGGGUUUUCUUGUCUUUCCUCCUGUCUUCCCUGAUAGAGUAUUUGUGCUGCAAGCAGCAAACCACCCCUUGCUGCAGCAGCUGCAGCAGCAGCAGCAACAGCAGCAGCAGCAGCAGGUGCAGGGGGAGGGGCAGGAGGUUCGAGAGGUGGUAGAGGAAGAGGAAGAGGAGGCGGAGUGGGUGCGAGCGACGCCAGAAGCAGCAGCAAAGAGAUCGGCUGCUGCUGCUGCUGCAGCUGCUGCUGCAGGGGCCUUCGGGGCCCCUGAAUUUGAACUGGGGGGCCCCCACGGAGCAGCGGGGGCCCCCGGCCUCGUUGCAGCUCGCUACCCUUCGUUUUUAAAUCCAGUAAAUCCUCUCCUAAGGACCGGCAGACAAAAGGCAAAAGAAAGGAGAGAACGAGACUCAGGGCCUCAACAGCGGCAGCAGUGGGGUAUGGAUGAUAUAAAAGGAGAUAUACCGCGAGGGCCCCUAGGGGCUCCCAAUGACCGCUUUAAAGAACUGGUUGACUCUGUAGACUGGACACGCGAACAUCCCACUUUAGAAGACCAAAACCAUUACAAGAGGUUUGCCUUUUUUGCUGCUGCUGCAGCAGCUGCAGCUGCUGCUGCUGCUGCAGCUGCUGCUAUGUUGGGUGGUGCAUUGCGUCGCACUGAGCACUUGACUUAUUACGAGACAGGUUUAGGGGAUUUGAAUCGCAGCAACGACAAUUACUUCGACGUGCAGUUCUUUGGGGCUGUCGACGCUGCAGCGCAUGCAGCAAGCGGAGGCAGCAGAUUUAAAUGGAGUUUGUUAUGGAUACCCUGGCUGGCGAAGAUACACCCGAAAGGAAGACAACCCAUUAAGAGCCCUUUCUUCACAUUAGGAGGAGUCGAACCCCUGCAGCUUUGGUUUUAUCCGGAUGGGGCUUCGAGUUCUCUUUCUGGGUUUUGUUCGGUUAAGUUGGUCUCACGCCCGGGCUGGCACUUGCCUUUUCCUAUUCUUUUAUCAAUACAAGGUGCACCAGCAAGACCCCUCUCGCAGCAGCAAAAGCAGCAGCUGCAGCAGCAGCAGCAGCAGCAGAUGCAGAUGCAGCAGCAGCAGCAGAUGCAGCAGGGGCUGCAGGGGAAGAUGCAAGAGCAGCAAAAACGAAGACGACGGAAGCAGCAACAACAGGAGCAACAGCAGCAGCACCAGCAACAGCAGCAGAUGCAGCAGCAGCAGCACAGCAGCGAGGAUCUGACGCUGUCUCCUCUCUCUGUCUCCUCAGCCCUUCGAUUUGCUGAGCCUUCAAAGGUAUCUGUGGGGCCCGUCUGGAGGGAGACGGCGGAAUGCGUUGCAUUUUGUAACAGCUUCUGCAGGCUGUUGGACAAGGAAAGCUACAUAGUACAGGAGGAUGCCCCUUUGCCUCCUACUGCUGCCCCAACCAUCUCCCCCACCCCCAGCAGCAGCAGCAGCAACAGCAGCAGCAGCAGCAACAGGAUAUACUAUAACCCGGAGACAGAUGUUGUGUUAGAUGCCUUUGGAGGAGUAGAUAUAGAAGUAUCUGUUGCUAACGAAGAUUGGGAGUGGGAUGAAGGGGCUUCUGACUUUGAACAAUGGCUAAAAAAACAAAGUGCAUAUCCCGAUGAUAACGAAUUAGAAAAAACUCUUCCUCCGGAGUACGUACACCCCACACCCCACACUUCUUUUUUGCUGCUGUCUUUGUCAUUAGUAAGCAUAAAUAAAUAA
Messenger RNA from Eimeria acervulina, 2523 nucleotides. RefSeq lists its product as hypothetical. Gene Ontology annotation, molecular function: transcription coregulator activity. Gene Ontology annotation, cellular component: SAGA complex. NCBI's taxonomy places the organism in Eukaryota, Apicomplexa, Conoidasida, Eucoccidiorida, Eimeriidae. Gene Ontology annotation, biological process: regulation of transcription by RNA polymerase II. The record is from RefSeq and is a predicted model, not a curated record. The transcript has 8 exons. Bases 1 to 2523 code for a protein of 840 amino acids.